Molecule: messenger RNA, 4451 nt
Organism: Chelonoidis abingdonii (Abingdon island giant tortoise)
Lineage: Eukaryota; Metazoa; Chordata; Testudines; Testudinidae
Source: RefSeq, a predicted model, not a curated record
GACAUUGGAUCAACAUCGUUCUCAAUAGUGAUAGAUGCUUCUAAUAAAGGGAACACAAAAUUAUUCCCAGUUGCUGUCCGCUACUUUAAUAAAGAUAAGGGAAGCUGCACAUGUAUCAUAGACUUUUUGGAGGAUGCAGAUGAGACAUCAGAGGCAAUCGCAAACAACUUACGAAGUUGUCUUCAAAAUGCCGGUCUGAUACAUAAUAAAAUUGUGGCAUAUGGAGUAGACAACGCAUCUGUCAAUUUUGGAAAACACAAGUCUGUUUUGGUGCACCUAAAACAAAUGUUAGAUUUACCAAACCUUGUGCCAGGGCAUUGCAGCACUCACAUAGUACACAAUAUGGUGAAACAUGGCUUGAAAAUGCUCUCUUAUGAUGUAGAGAACUUGGUCAUCAAGGUUUUCAGUGAAUUCUCGUCCUGUGCAAACAAUAUUAGUGAACUUAAAGAGUUCCUUGACUUCAUGGAGACAGAAUAUUCAGAAAUCUUAUGCCAUGUACCUACACGGUUUUUGACCCUUUUCACUGCCGUUGACAGGUUACUGAAGAAUUGGCCUGCACUCAAGUCUUACUUUGUGAGCAAAGGAGAGGAAACAGUGAGCUGUGCAAUAUGGGUCUUUCUUUCUGAGCAGGAGGACACAGUAUCCGAUGAUGAUAUUACGCUUCCAGAACUGUACAUCUACUUUGUGCACAAUAUGAUGAGUCAAUUUAACAACACCAUAAAGGUUCUUGAAAGUGAUUACAUUCAGGUAACUGAACUGUAUACUAUAUUCAACAAGCUGAGAAGAGAGAUUCAGAUUCGACAAGAGCAAGGCUUUUAUGGAUACAAGGUGACACAGUUCUUGAAGAAACUGCCGCCUAACAAGCAGAAUAAAUUUGUUGGAGAUGCCCAACAGGUUUACAUGCGCAUGCUACAGUACCUGGAAAAGUGGUUUGAUUUCAGCGAAAACUCUUUCUAUGUGUUGUGUGCGCCACUCAAUCUGGACAGACCUCUUGAACUAGACAAACUGUGUGCUUUGACUACAAACUUGGGCAUUCAAGUGGAUGGCGGUGAACUAUUUACAGAAAUGUGUACACUGAAUGAUGUGCUACCAACCCUAAAGAGUUUGACAAAUUAUGCUGAAUUGACAUUGUGUCAGGAGCAACAUCAUCGAAUCAGUGUCUCUGAGGUAUGGGUAGAAUUCUUUAAGCACUGGGAAGCCCCGAACUUACUUAAAAUUGUGCAACAUGUGCUUGCUGUACCACCCAGCAAUGCAUUUGUGGAAUGUAUUUUCAGUGUUAUGAAGAACUUGUGUACUGAUGAUAGGAAUGAGCUCCAGGUGGACCUGGUGAAAGCUGAGCUAUUCGUGCACUUCAACUGUAAAAUGACAUGUGCUGAGUUUGCUGGAUUUUUGAAGACAGAAGCAGCUAAAGAGCUUGUGGUGCCAGCAAGAAAAGAACAGAAGUAUAAAUCAGGUGAGGGGAUGAUGAGUGAAAAUAUGGAAGAGAAUCCUCAGCAGGAAGAUCUAGAGCAAGUUGAAACUCAUGUUACAUUAUUGGGAAAAUCUGAAGGGACUGUGUCCUGGAGUCCAGAGCAUGGAAAAGCUGGUGAAUGUCAGCGCAGGCCAGAGAGACAGCAGGUAAACCAGUCAGGGAAGAAAGUGGGUAAAUCCACUCAAUGUGAAGGUGGUUUGAAUAAUCUUAGUAAAAACAUGAUGCACCAGAGAUUCUCCAAAGGGGAGGGAAAAACACAUGCACCGAGUGUGGGAAAAGCUUCAUUCGGAAUUUACACCUUAUUAUACAUCGCAGAACCCACACAGGAGAAAGACCUCAUAAAUGUCUUCAGUGUGGGAAAAGCUUUAUUGACAACCCAACCCUGAAAAUACAUCAGCGAAUCCACAUGGAAGAAAAACCAUAUAAGUGCCCUGACUGCCAGAAAAGCUUCAGUGAGAGACCACGCCUUAUUGGCCACCAGAGAAUCCACACAGAAGCCAAAACUUUCAUAUGCUCUCAGUGUGGGGAAACCCUCUGUAACUGGUCAGCCUUUCUUAGACAUGAGAGAAUCCACACCGGAGAGAGACCUAAACCUUAUCACUGCCUCGAAUGUGGGGAGAACUUCUGUGAUAGGUCAGAUCUUAGUAGGCAUCAGAGAAUUCACACAGGAGAGAAACCCUAUAACUGCCUGGACUGUGGAGAAAGCUUCAGCUGGCGCUCAAACCUUACCAGGCACCAAAAAGUUCACACUGGGGAGAGACCCUAUAAGUGCCUCAAGUGUGGGAAAAGCUUCAGUCGGAGAUCAACCCACAGUAGACAUCUGAGAACCCAUUGGGGAGAAAGUGAAUAAAUGCUCUGACUAGGGGUGGCUGAAGUGAAUUAUACUGAAGCAGUUGCACCACUACAGCUAAAGUUGAAACUAGCUUCCUUUUUAACUGCCAGUUUUUCUGUGUGCUCGAAAAUCUAAAAUGUGGACUUGGAUUGUCUUGAAAAUUGCUGUGCCUCAUCUGGGCCAGGGGCAGAGCUAGCGAUGUGAGGUGUUCAUUUGGUCUAGGGGUUCCUCAGAUACAGCUCCCCCAGUAAGGAGCUGCUUUUACUAUUCAGAUAGCUCUGAAACCCUGUGCCAACUUAACCCCCAUGAAAAGCAGGAAAUAUAACUUUAAAGUACAUGGUACCCCCACAACAUAACCUUAACUCUGCCCUCUUUGAACGAAGUCCCAGCGUACCAGUAACACACAUUAGCUUUCUACCUUUACAGAUGCUACAGACCACUUCAGGAACAGAGCACUGAUGAGCAGUGUAGGACAAAUUCUGCCACCUUCUGUUGAAGGGAAGACCCUGGGGUAGGUCAGGCAUAGUGAGCAGCUACCACUUACACUCAAAAACUGAGCGUACUCCCCACAAACCACCCCAGAAUUUCAAAAUGUUCCUAUGCCUUCACCCCUGCCCCGAGGAUUCCUUGAGACAGGGCUUUCACUGACCCUGCAGUAAGCCCUGGAGACCUCAUGACAUAUACCAGCAGAUUGCUGGCAAUCUCCAGGGCUACACUCCCUUGUGCAUUUCUACUGACAGAGCCUACAGAAUUCAGCACUGCAAUGAAGCAUAACUGAUCCUUUUAAAGUACACCUGCACCUCUUCUAUCACAGUGACAGCUCUGCCAACCCGCUCCAGCGAAUCUCUUCACCAUUCAAUAUAGCUAUGCCUCAUACAGGGAAGGUAGACAAGUGCAUGCACAACACAAGCAAUGGUACAUUUUCUUAGUCCUUUAUGUCUGCUUAUUAUGGCAACACAGUUAUUGAACCAUUCUCCGUGGCUAUUGCCAGCUCUAAGGGGGCGGAGUUAAGGUUGCAUUGUGGGAAGACAUUUACCUUCAUUUCUUAGUUUUUAGAGGUGUAAGAUUAGCCACUCUUCACAUUGUGGAAGGGCACAAGGCAGCGCUGGGCAACCUUAGCUCUGCAUUAACUAAAGUUUUGAACAGUUAACAUAUUUGCUGAUUCCACAAAUGUCGUCACUGUUUGACUUUUCAGUGACUGCUUUCCCGUCUCUGGUGUUAGGAGACAGCAGUCAGCUCCCAUCUGCUCAGCCCUCCUCUGCCUCUGCCUGAUUUAGCAAAGAAUCCCUGAUCAGCACCUCUACCCUGCUGCCAUCCAUCUCUGUCUCGGCUGAAAUCUUCUACCUUAUCUUACCUGGUUCCCCAGCCAGUGUCCUAUGGACUGGUAUCUGAGGAACCUUUCAUACCCUUUAUUCACAAAGAUGCCCAGGGACCUGAGGCAAUCCAGUAUGAAAGGACUAGGAGAGAUGCGUGAUGGGCAGGGAAGAGCCUUUGAUUGAGCACAGGGGGAUGGGAACCAAGGAAUUGAGUGUGUGAUUCAACCAGUGAUGGUCAUAACUCUUGUGGCUGUGGAAAAAGCUUCAAAAUGUGACCCCAGUGCACCCUAAAGGCUUAAAAAGCAGCAGGCAAAUAAAACCAACCCCAAAGCUGUUAUUCUUACACAACUUCAUGGUUUUAAAGCCAAUCUCAUGGUUUUUGGUGAGCCUGACUUAUGACUGUUGAACAUUUGGGGUUGGCAAUGCUGUUUCCCCAUCAUGGAUAGGAUCUGUUUUACCAACUCUACCCUACCCUUCCCCUUCUAUGGCCUGUCUACACCAUCAAACCACCCACUAUGGAAUCUUGUCCCUGCACAGAACAAUCCUGGCCCACUAACACCUGAGUGGGGUUUGCAGUAGAACAUGGUUCUGAUCCACGUUCCCCUUCCCUGAAGUAGUGCAGGGUUCUGCAGACAUCCCCUGGGGCGGUGCAGCUCCUGGGACCUGGGUCAGUCCUGUCUACACUGCAGUGCCCAGCCACGCCCUAAGGGUUUUGGGAACCACUAUGCAAUUAAUGGCAUCCCCAGAACAAGACUGAGAAUGCAGACAGGGCCAGACCUUUCUCCUAUCCCUCCCUCCCCUGGCUCCAGACUUCUCUGCUCCUGGAUCCCUC